CGCCAGCCGUUGCCGGGGGCGGGCGCGUUCGGGAGGGAGGUGCCGGCUGCUGUGUGAGCGCCGGCCGGCAGAGCCGCGGCCGCGGGGCUGAGCUGGGAGCGGCCGGCGCUCCGGCCCGGCCCGUCCUGGCGGUGCCGCCCUCGCCCCGGGCAUGGGAGCGGAGCGGGGCGGCCGGCGCGGAGCCGAGCUGCCGCGCGGCGCUGACCGGGCCGGGGGGCGGCCCCCGGGGAGCCCCCGGCCCAUGGCCUUCAUCAUGAUGAAGAAGAAGAAGUUCAAGUUUCGCGUGGAGCUGGAGCUGGACGAGCUCUCCUCCGUGCCCUUCGUCAACGGCAUCCUCUUCUGCAAGGUGCGGCUGCUGGACGGGGGCAGCUUCAGCGGCGAGUCCUCCCGGGAAGUAGUACAGGCAAAUUGUGUCCGCUGGAAGAAAAAGUUCUCAUUUAUGUGUAAAAUCAGUGCCAGUGCCACAACAGGGAUUCUGGAUACUUGCAUUUGCAGGGUGUCUGUACGGAAGGAGUUAAAAGGAGGAAAGGCAUAUGCAAAGCUGGGAUUUGCAGAUCUAAAUCUAGCAGAGUUUGCUGGAUCGGGAAAUACUACUCGUCGCUGUUUACUGGAAGGUUAUGAUACCAAAAAUACAAGACAGGAUAACUCCAUUCUCAAAGUUUUGAUCAACAUGCAGCUAAUGUCUGGAGACCCAUGCUUUAAAAUGCCUCCUUCCACAGCAAUGUCUAUAGCAAUUGCUGGAGAAUCAGAAUCUUUGCAUGAUGACAGGAAAGGUGGAGAAAACUUACAAGUAGUACAUCUGGGCAUAUCAGAUGUCUCAUCAAAGAGUGCCUCAGUCCCAGAUGAACUCGGUGCAUGUGGACAUUCCAGAACAUCAAGCUAUGCAAGUCAGCAGUCAAAACUGUCAGGAUACAGCACGUGUCACUCUAGAUCAUCCAGCCUGUCUGACCUCUGCCACAGGAGGAACACCUCAGUGGGUAGUACCUCAACCGGAAUUGGAAGUAUUCUAGAGCCAUGUGAAGGGACUGAGCCAAAAGUAACUGAACCUAACAUUGAUACAUCAGAAAAGCUUUGCAGACAUCCUGUAAAGCAAGACUCUGUGGAGUCACAGCUGAAGAGGGUUGAUGCUACCAGAGUUGAUGCUGAUGAUAUAGUUGAAAAAAUACUCCAGAGUCAAGACUUCAGUUUAGACUCAAGUGCAGAAGAAGAAGGUUUAAGAUUAUUUGUGGGCCCUGGUGGAAGCACUUCUUUUGGAAGCCAUCAUCUACCUAACAGGAUCUGGAGCAUAUGAGCAGGUGGUCAUAAAACGCUAGACUAGAACGACAACUGAGGAAAACUUGGAGCUCUGGCAUUGAUACUUCUGUUUUUGUUUGCUCUGUUGCAAGAGUUGUGGAAGCCAAAAUGAACUCAAUGUGAUUUUUUUUUUUCCCAAAAGUAAUGGAAUGCCUCUUGCUCAUAGAGCUUCAUCUCCUGUGGUAUGAAGGCUAUGUAUACCUUGUGAGCACUUGUACUGUUUUUCUAAGGUCUACCUGAUAUUAUUGGAAUUACUCGCUUUUUAAGUUGUGUGAAACAUUUUUGGAAGCACAAUUGAGUGAGUCCCAUUUCAGUAUUUUAUACAGGACACCACUUGGGGUGAUGUACUUUGCUUGUAACUUCUUUUCUAAAGAAGCUUCUAAAAGUUGGUUUUAAAUGAACCUGAAGAAAUUAAUUACUUGAUUUGAUCCUACCUGCCAUUUUAGUCUUACAGAAGCUAAUUACUUAUAUCAAGAUUCAUGCCAAGCCAAGAUGAAGGCCUCCACAGAACAGCCCAGCCGUCUAUUAAGAGUACUUACUGAGCAUAACUUUGUUUUAAGCUUGAACAGUAGAGGUUAACUUCACAUGCAGUAAAAAAAAAAAAACCACCAAACACAAAACCAAAUAGAUCUAAACUAGCCAGUAAUCAGUUGUGUUACUUGAAAAUGAAGUCUAGAUGGUUAAAUGCAUCAAAUGUGACAUCUGUUUUCAUGCAAGUGGCAAAAGAAGUGGCAUUCCACAUCAAGAUAUGAAGGCAGAGUAGUGUAUUAUCAAGAAAGCUGGCUUGAUUGUUAAAUCCGGAGUUCAAAAGCUGCUUCCACAGAAACUCACUUCAAUAAUGCAUGAACCUUGAGAUUCAGUGGGAUGGUACUGUUUACAAACCUAGUCAGUAGUUUACCACUUACAACUUUUUAUUGUAGCUUAAUCCUUCACAGAUAAUGCUUUGCUUGUGUUUUGAAUGUGCCUUGGGGGAUUGGGGAGGUACAGGGGAAACUACUUACUAAGCAAUAUAAGCUUUAAAACUAGGUAAAUAUCUACACUAUUAUCAAUAUAACUUAUUAAGAGAAGCACUUUAUUGUAGGCAUACUCUGCACUCUGAAAAAAUCUUACUGGGCAGCAGAUUUGUUGAACACUUAUUCCUUCAUUAUCUGUCCACUAUUCCAUUAAGGUCAAUGUACUGUAUUUAAAUUUGCACAAAGAGCAAUUUGCCUGGCAGGGAGGAAAGAUGGAAGAUCUCUUAAGAUUUUAAUUGAGAAUUAUGAAAGAAUGGUAUUUAAAGGGAUGUGUUAGGUGAACAGUUCUAAUUCAGCUUGGCUCUGCUGUAUUUAAUUGCAAACUGCAAAUGACCUUAAUUUUGUUAUGAUUAGUUGUAUUGUUUACCUGUAAGGUUUGGAUUAAAUCAAAAUAGAAAUAGUGUGGCCCUUUUUGAAAGUUCUGAAUGCUUCAAAUUCUGCUCGGAGUGAUGUUUGACAUCUUUUUAUUGAAGUAUAAGCAGACCAUAUUUAAUAGGUUAAAUUAGGAAAGAGUAGGCUUUGUUUUCCACAAAUCCACAGUAGAGUUAUUAAACUAAUUUUUAUUUGUGUUUUUAAAGGAAAUUUCAGAUCUUAAAGCUUGAGUAGUGUUACUGAAUAUGUUUAAUAUGAGCUAUUUCUCAGUUAUGGUACUUAAAUACUUUUAUUUCCUACUAUUAACCUAUUUGAAGUGUUUUAAUGGGUAAAAGAAUUAAUUAAAAAAGAUUAUAUUUUAGCUGCUGUUAAUAGAAGUGUGGUAUUAUCCAUUUCUGUCCUCCACAGGACUUUUAAACAGCAACUAUGUAACUGCUAGUAUACAACUGUCUCUCAGAGCAUGAUAGCUUCAUUUCCUGUUAAAUAACUAAUUUUUACCAAAAAAAUCCUACUGCAAGCCCAAAGAUGCAUGAAAUUUGAAUAAAUUAACUUGCUUUCAGUACUCUUUAGCACACUUGUUGACAAAUCUAUUAAAACCAGUAGUAGAUAGUAGUUUACCUAAGUUUACUAGGAAAAAUAGGCAUAGUUUAAGGAAAACAGACUGUUAAAAAAACAUUGUUCAGCUACUUACGUAAUUCUUUAGGGAAUUUCCAUAGCCAAGAUGUGUAUUCUAUGUUAAAAGACGCAGCUAACUGCCAUAGAUUAGAUAUUUUGCUUACUAGAAAACAAUUAUUUUCUUGCCUGAGCGGAUCUUUUAAAUAGGAGGGAAGUUUACAUGGAAAUCAAGCUUUAAUAAAAUUGUAUUCUAAUAAUUUAUUGUUCUCACAUUCAGUUACAGUGCUUUAUGAAGCGAUUCUCUAAUUGUGCAUAUUUUAAGUGGAACAUAACCCUUAUAUUUAGAUAUAGUAUUUCCUUCUUUGUAAACUGUGUAAUAGUAUACUGGAGACUCUCCUAUAGUAAACUGUUCAGGAUGUGUUGGUGGUUGGUUGUUUUGUUGGGGUUUUUUGGUUGCUUUUUAAAACUGUAUUUAAAUGCAAAUGUCUCAGACAUUCAAUAAACUCAUGUCUUCAGCUUGGGA
Phalacrocorax carbo (great cormorant) is the source of this 3816-nucleotide messenger RNA. The record is from RefSeq and is a predicted model, not a curated record. Lineage: Eukaryota; Metazoa; Chordata; Aves; Suliformes; Phalacrocoracidae.